UUGUAGAGGAGCUAGCUCGCAGAAAAGUUCCACACCCAAAGAGUCUGCCAGCUCAGUGGCUGUCUUCAAGCAUCCGGACAUCUCGGCUAUCGAUGAGUUCCUGCUGCCACCGGUGUCUCGACUCACGCAUUCGUUCACCGUUCCGGACAGUAUGGACUCGGACGGUCGCCAUGCGGCAAAUAAUGCGGAAGCAGAGGAUUUGUACGGCGAUGAGUUUGUGCGAAAUCAUCGCAGAGCUCGUUACGCCCGUAUGGCGGCACGUGAUCGUGCACCGUCCAGAGGCGCCAAGUCGGAUAUUGCUGACUUUGUGGCUACCGGUGCGGGAGGACCGCCCUCGUAUAUGGGUGGCGGAGCUGCUGGUGGUGGGACUGGUGGUGUUCCAAGGUCGUACAUGAAGGAUUCGUUCUAUGCUUACGAUAACAGUUCGAUUGGUGGUGCACCCGGCGCCUAUUCGUCAUCGUCGUAUGCACUCAAUUAUUAUCCGAGUGGACGACAUUCGCUGGGUCCAGUGCAUGCGGGUGGAAAUGGAACCGGCAGAUAUCCACUAGCAUCUUCGAAGGAUCAGUAUGCUGCGUAUGCAGCGGCAGCAGCUGCAGCUGCUGCAGCCGGAGGAUUGGAUCAGNUUGAGUGUAUAUCAUUCAGUAAUAUCAUUGAAUAUGAACGAUCCGCGGGAUAUUAUGGCAACAUGUAUGAUGCAUACUAUAACCAGCAAGCACCACAAGCGUAUGCAGAAAGUAAGGAUGGUCGAGAGCGUGAAUAUAGCCGAGAUAGGGAUCAGGGCCAAGAGGAGGAUGACGACGAUGAAUCGUCGGCAAACGAUGAGGAAGAGGGCAGUUGGGAGAGUGACGACGAGAUGGCACAGAUUCAUUAUCAGCAACAAAUGAUGCGAAUGCGUAUGGGUGGAUUGGAGACGGAUCCAGAGGAGCGAUACUACUUAGGCGUUAUUCAGCUCUCUCAGAAUCGUGCCCUGCAACUGCUCUACAAGUACCCUCCACCGCAAGAAUACUUCCAUCUGCCGCCGAUCGAACGAGUUGCAUAUCUCUUCUACUGUGCACUCUACAAGCACCACUUUCAACCGGUUUCGCUGUUCCACAAACGAUUCAAUCGUGAGUAUUACAAUUACACGUGUGAUGGCGAUUCCACUGAAAUGGCACUUUGGAAGAUAUGUAGACAUACGCAAGAUGAGUUUAUUGCAAAACGUUCGUUGAGUCAGGCGAAUCAACUAAAAGCGUACGAAAUGUCACAAAAACAGUUGUUCAGUGAUGAUCGAGAGACACCGGAUAGCAGGUUUGGCUUUGAUUAA
Molecule: messenger RNA, 1303 nt
Organism: Anisakis simplex (herring worm)
Lineage: Eukaryota; Metazoa; Nematoda; Chromadorea; Rhabditida; Anisakidae
Source: the annotation of a GenBank genome assembly